CGACGAAGCGCCGAAGAUCCGCCGAAGCUGAUACGCUAAAGCUGCGCCGAAGCUGAUACGCUUAAGCUGCGACGAAGCAUCGAGGAAUUUGAAGAACUGAAGCGAAUCGCGCCGCGUAGAGCAGGCGCGGAAGAUGGCGUCAGCAAACCCCAGCCGUCUUAUGCCAUCAGAACUCAUUGACAGAUGCGUCGGGUCCAAGAUCUGGGUCAUCAUGAAGGGAGACAAAGAGCUAGUUGGCACGCUUCGAGGUUUCGAUGCCUACGUCAAUAUGGUUCUUGAAGACGUCACCGAAUAUGAAAUCACACAAGAGGGAAGGCGGAUUACUCUCCUAGAUACCAUCUUGCUGAAUGGAAAUAACAUCGCCAUACUUGUUCCUGGUGGUGGGCCAGAAUGAGCAUGGUACAGCUUAGGGAGGGAGGGGGAUGACGGUGGUGAUUGGUCAAUCGUCUCCUGCUGAACAUUGGAUAGUGUGAAGAAACGGUGGGAAGGCUUGGGAAAGGGGUGGGCCGGUGGUGGGGUAGUCGGUCAAUCACCUUUAGCUGCACAUUGGAUAAUGUGAUGAGAAGAGGAGGUAGGGGGACAGGAGCGAUUGGGUCAUAAGACGAAGCUGAUGCGUGAGUAGAACCACGGACGGUGCAACUUGCGUUAUGGCUAUCACCUCUCGCAGCAUAAGAAGGAGGGUUGUUGACAGGCUGCUGCCAUUACUGCUUCGAAGCCAUGCAAAAAGACUUGGUGCAGGCGAUGGCAGUCAAUUGUGCGGCUGCUCGGGAGAGCCUUGCGAGAAUGCUCAGAGAAGUUCGAAUGGUUUAGGGUUUUAUGUCAGGAUAGCUCCUCUUCACUGCGCCACACCGGUGUGCGGCAAGGCUGAUGAUGGCGCCGUACCCAUCGGUGACAAAGAUGACGAUGAUGGCACCAUGCGAUCGCGAUCGGCAGUGGAGCAGAAACGGGAAGCAGCAGAAGCAGGCACAACAGCAGAGAGAGAAGAAGAAACAAUGACUUUCAUGAAGGCCUCGAAGAUCCUUUUCUCUCCUCCAAAGGUUAAAAAGCGCCUUGGGCUGGAUUUUCAGAUAUGGCAGUUUUUAAUGGCGCUUCUUCCGCCAACGGCAGUGUUCCUUGUUGCACAACUGGUCCGAGCGGAUAUCAGGAGAUGGGAGAGGGAGAUCGAAGAGCAGGAACAGGCAAGUCUCGCGGUGGGAGAGCAGGAGGGAAAUACGGAGGGCAGCGGUAAGACGCUUUCAGGGGGAGGAGGCCGGCCGGUAGUCGUUCACGAAGCGGCAAAGGUGGCAGGUCGGGACCUGGUCAGCGUGCAAAGCGAGGUGAUUGGUCUGCGAGAGCGGAUCCAACUACUGGAGGAGAAGUUGAAAUCAAUGGAGGGAGCGGCCGACAAUCAGGGAGGACAAACACGUGCUGGGCAAGGACGGAUUGCAUCGCAAGAAAGCAAGCAGCAGACCCUCCUCCCCCAGAAUCACCAUCAUCAAAGCAAUCGGUCUGAUAAUUCCAACCCACAAUCAGACAGCGGGAAGGGUCAGCUGUCGAUUAGCACUGAGCCCAAGCUUGACAGAUUGAAGCCGAGUAUCCCAGUAGGACUUCCAGGAGGGGGAGGAGGAGGAGGAGGAGUGGGAGGAGGAGAACGAGAAAGAAGAGGGGGAUAAUGGUGGUGGAAGCAUCAGCCGUGGCAGGGGCCGGCAAUUUGUCCACACACACACUUUGAAGCAUUCCUGUCACUUAAGAUAGCCGAAAGAAGAAUGGUACGGACGUCUUACUUGCUCCUGGAUAAUGAGUCACAUGCUCAGGAUCUCCUGAGGUCGUGAACAUGAACAUGUGACUCAUUAAUCAGGAGCAAGUGACACGUCUGUACCCAAUGCGAUGAUUGGCUACUAUUCUGUUACUCGAAUUAACAGAAAUUUGACCCGAUCCCUCCUGCCCCCCUACCUCCUCUUCUCACUGUAUUAUCCGAUGUUACGAUUGAUUACCAUUCCGCGACUCGAAUUUGUAAGUUGCUUGGUGUUUUAGUCCCUUGCAGCGGGCUCUGUAUUUCUGGAUUGCCUUUCCCAA
This is a messenger RNA of Chara braunii, 2055 nucleotides long. Lineage: Eukaryota; Viridiplantae; Streptophyta; Charophyceae; Charales; Characeae. The record is from the annotation of a GenBank genome assembly.